This is a messenger RNA of Ambispora leptoticha, 1338 nucleotides long. The record is from the annotation of a GenBank genome assembly. NCBI's taxonomy places the organism in Eukaryota, Fungi, Glomeromycota, Glomeromycetes, Archaeosporales, Ambisporaceae.
AUGGCACCUUUAACCACUGAAAACAAUGGCACGAAAAGACAAAUCAAAAAGAGAAAAAUAGAUCCCUCGAUCUCAGCAAGUAAACCAACAGCCAAAAGCACCACCAAUUCAACCGAUGAUGCAGUAAAUCCAAUAAAUCCUCUGAGUCCAACUCGAGCAUCAACUGGUAAUCAAACAUCAUUUCCCACACCAACACCAUAUUUGACAACAACGGCGAAUAUCAUCAUGGAAACUCCAUCAACAGGAAGUGAAGUUCCAUCAAUGUCAGUGUUGCCCACAUCAGCAAGCACGUCAAUAACGCCAUCAACCACAGCAGAACCAGAUCCGGUAAACAUAGCGAUAAGCUCAUUCAAACCAUUCAUCGUUCCUACCGUAUUGGUAAUUUUGGGCUUCUGUUUAUUGACAUUUCUUUGUUGUUGCGUACGAUGGAGUCGUUUCAACAAAAAUAAAAAAGUUAAUUCAUUAGAAAAUGAAAAGAGCGAUAAUGAAAAUUUAACCGCUAUGAAUGGUGGAAACCCGGCAGUAAUAAUUUGCGGAGGUGCUGGAAAUCAUCGUUGUAGUAACUGCGGAACUACUAUUACUGAUGAAUCAGAAGGAUCCGAGGAUAAUGGUUCGGAUGAAAGUGAAUGGGAAAACCGCGAUGAUAAAAGAAAAUCAGGUUUCUUAAUUCUUCCUAGUUCAAAUCAACAGCAGCAGCAGCAACGACAAAAGUUAACUGCGGCGAAAAAUAAAAAUCUAGACAACUCAAAAGAAAAUUCCAAGAUAGAUAGACGUGUCAGCUUCAAAAUCAACAGCAAAGACAUAAAAAGACCAAAAAGUAAUAAACUUGGCAUUGAAGUCGCAGCGGAUGAUGAUGAUGAAUGGACUCGAUAUUUAAAGAGAUUAGCAUCUAAUUCACCAUCAAGUCAAUCGGUAUUCACAGAAAUUGUCGAGACAGAAGCCGAUAACAAACCAAAUAAUGAUGAUGUGUCUUCAAUUUCAGAAAUUGGAACUGAUCCAAAUUACUUAGUUCCUACUGAUGUUAUUCCUAAAUCUGAUGAAUCUGAUGAAUCAUCAAAAUCUGCCUCAUCAUCACCUUUACAAAAUAACGAUAUUCCAUCCUUAACAAUCAAUGCUGACAAUGAUGUUCAAUCUAUUUCCAGUUCACAACGUGAAAUUCCAUCUAGUAAUAAUUUACCUACGUUAAGAGCAUCUUCUGCCUCUGGAUCCUCAGUACCGAUUGCUGUUUUGCGACCGACAAACAGUAGUACCACAUCAUUAAUCAUGCAACAGAAUAAUAUCUACGCAUCAAGAACUUUGGUAUUUCCAUUACCCCCUAAAACUAACCAUAACAGCUGA